UGCGGGUGUGGGUCGUACCGGUUGCUUCAUCGUGAUCGACGCCAUGCUGGAACGGAUCAGACACGAGCGCACGACCGACAUCUAUGGUCACGUGACUCUGAUGAGGUCACAGCGGAACUACAUGGUACAGACGGAAGACCAGUACGGCUUCAUCCACGAGGCGCUGCUGGAAGCAGUGGCUUGUGGGAACACGGAGGUGGCGGCCCGGAGCCUGUUCUCCUACAUGCAGAAGCUGGGCAAGGUGGAGAGUGGAGAGCACGUCACCGGCAUGGAGCUGGAGUUCAAGGUAAACAUAGAAAUAUAUCAGAUAGAACAGAAAUACAUCACCGGCAUGGAGCUGGAGUUCAAGGUAAACAUAGAAAUAUAUCAGAUAGAACAGAAAUACAUCACCGGCAUGGAGCUGGAGUUCAAGCGUCUGGCCAACACCAAAGCCCACACAUCUCGGUUCGUCAGUGCCAACCUGCCAUGUAACAAGUUUAAGAACCGCCUGGUCAACAUCAUGCCCUAUGAAACCACCCGCGUCUGUCUGCAGCCAAUCCGAGGCCUGGAAGGAUCAGAUUACAUCAACGCCAGCUACAUUGAUGGAUACAGGCAGCAGAGAGGUUACAUGGCCACCCAGGGCCCACUGGCUGAGACCACAGAGGACUUCUGGAGGAUGCUGUGGGAACACAACUCUACCAUCGUGGUCAUGCUCACUAAACUGAGAGAGAUGGGACGGGAGAAGUGCCAUCAGUACUGGCCCGCAGAGCGGUCUGCUCGGUACCAGUACUUUGUAGUGGAUCCCAUGGCUGAAUACAACAUGCCCCAGUAUAUCCUCAGAGAGUUUAAGGUCACCGAUGCAAGGGAUGGCCAAUCACGGACAGUUCGUCAGUUCCAGUUCACCGAUUGGCCAGAGCAGGGAGUUCCUAAAUCUGGAGAGGGCUUCAUCGACUUCAUUGGCCAGGUGCACAAAACCAAGGAGCAGUUUGGACAGGACGGCCCAAUCAGUGUCCACUGCAGUGCGGGUGUGGGGCGGACCGGAGUCUUCAUCACUCUGAGUAUCGUUCUGGAGAGGAUGCGUUAUGAAGGAGCUGUGGACAUCUUCCAGACUGUCAAGAUGCUGAGGACACAACGCCCUGCCAUGGUACAGACGGAGGAUGAGUACCAGUUCUCCUACCAGGCUGCCUUGGAGUACCUGGGGAGUUUUGACCACUAUGCAACCUAAGAGAGGAGAGGAACUGUCAUCCCUCCAUCCUUUUGUUCAGAUAGAGGUCCACACAGAGACGAGGAACAACGAAAGAGAGGCGCAGACUGGAAAACGACAAAACAAUGAACCUUAUAUCCCACUGGAGGGGCGACGCUACUAACAAGGAGUAAUUAUACAAGAACAACAACAGCAACAUACAAAACAACAACAACAUACAAAACAACAACAACA
Messenger RNA from Salvelinus sp. IW2-2015, 1417 nucleotides. It is a transcript of the gene ptprda, whose product is annotated as protein tyrosine phosphatase receptor type Da. Lineage: Eukaryota; Metazoa; Chordata; Actinopteri; Salmoniformes; Salmonidae. The record is from RefSeq and is a predicted model, not a curated record. Gene Ontology annotation, biological process: protein dephosphorylation; synaptic membrane adhesion. Gene Ontology annotation, molecular function: protein tyrosine phosphatase activity.